CUUCCUUCCUUCUUCCACCCCGACGACCCACCGCCGAGCAAAAGUAUCCUUUUUCAACUCCCAUUUUCUGGAUGAUUGAAGUCCUUCAUCACACAAGACACAACCCAGAACUGAAGCUCAACCUUGAAGAUGGAGGUUUUGUGUUCUUCAUCUCCAUCUCUUCACUCUCGUUGUCUUCUCCCUUACCCUCCAUCACCCCCACGUCUACCUCUUCAUUUUCAUUCCAACAGCAACUCAUUUUCUUCUUCUAAUUCUUCCUGUUUUGGGCUCUCUGUUUCGAAUUUUAGUAAUUCUUUUGGUUUGAGUCCUCUUCGCUCCUCCUUCAAAGGCUCUCGGUCUCGUGGGAAGAGGAAAAUCAUUCCCAUUUAUGCGGUUUUCGAGCGUUUCACUGAGCGAGCUAUAAAAGCUGUCGUCUUUUCUCAGAGAGAGGCCAGGUCGUUAGGGAAAGACAUGGUCUUUAACCAGCAUCUGUUGCUGGGUCUGAUCCUUGAAGAUCGGGAUCCUAAUGGGUUUCUCGGUUCCGGUAUCAAAAUUGACAAGGCUCGUGAGGUGGUCCGCAGCAUUUGGCAUGAGAAUCAUGGUGCAGGUGACAAUUCGGAUUCGGGUUCUGUCAAACGAGAAGGGUCUAUUUCUUCCUCUACAGACGUGCCUUUUUCGAUUAGCACGAAACGGGUUUUUGAAGCUGCAGUGGAGUAUUCAAGGACUAUGGGGUAUAAUUUUAUUGCACCAGAGCAUAUUACCAUUGGCUUGUUCACUGUAGAUGAUGGGAGUGCAGCUCGGGUCCUCAAGAGAUUGGGAGCGAAUGUUGAUGACUUGAUAGCAUUAGCAGUCACCAGGCUUCACGGGGAGCUUGUAAAGGAUGGAAGAGAACCAUCUGCAACAGCAAAAAAGAUACCUGAAAAAUCCCAUCCCGGAAAGGCUGGUGGUUUGAAAUCCCCUGAAAAAGCAAGAGGGAAAAGUGCCCUGGCUCAAUUUUGUGUGGAUCUAACUGCUCGUGCUAGUGAGGGACGCAUUGAUCCUGUUAUUGGUAGACUGACUGAAGUUCAAAGAGUUAUUGAGAUACUUGGACGCAAAACCAAAAAUAACCCUAUACUUCUUGGUGAAAGUGGGGUUGGUAAAACAGCCAUUGCUGAAGGAUUGGCAAUUAGUAUCGCACAGGCAGAUGCUCCUAUUUUUUUGUUGAAUAAACGAGUAAUGUCCUUGGAUAUAGGACUAUUGCUGGCUGGUGCAAAGGAGAGGGGGGAAUUAGAGGCACGGGUUACUGCACUAAUAAGUGAAACAAUUAAAUCAGGUGAUGUGAUUCUUUUCAUUGAUGAAGUCCACACGCUUAUUGGUUCUGGGACAGUUGGAAGAGGAAAUAAGGGUUCUGGUCUUGACAUUGGUAAUCUAUUAAAGCCAUCACUUGGGAGGGGUGAAUUACAGUGUAUGGCAUCAACAACCAUAGGGGAGUACAGGACCCAAUUUGAAAAGGAUAAAGCGUUGGCACGGAGAUUCCAGCCGGUGUGGAUUAAUGAACCUAGCCAGGAGGAUGCAAUUAAGAUACUUUUGGGUCUGCGUGAGAAAUAUGAGAUUCAUCACAAAUGUAGAUACACACUGGAAGCACUAAAUGCUGCUGUGCACCUGUCAGCAAGAUAUAUUCCUGAUAGGUAUCUUCCUGAUAAGGCAAUUGACCUCAUUGAUGAGGCAGGUAGUAGAGCUCGAAUGGAGGCAUUUAAGAGGAAAAUAGAAAAACAAACUUGUAUACUAUCAAACUCACCAGAUGAUUAUUGGCAAGAAAUAAGAGCUGUUCAGGCCAUGCAUGAAGUGGUCAGGGCAAGUAGGAUGAAACGUGAUGAUGUUACUUCCAAUGAAGGUGGUAGUGGUGAACUCAUUUUAGAAUCACCUUUUCCUUCCACUUCAGAUUAUGAUGAACCAACCGUAGUGGGACCUGAUGAUAUUGCAGCUGUUGCUUCAAUUUGGUCAGGCAUCCCAUUGCAGCAGCUGACUGCUGAUGAAAGAAUGACUCUGGUUGGUCUUGAUGAGCAACUUCAGAAACGGGUUGUUGGUCAAGAGGAGGCUGUUGUUGCCAUUUCUCGAGCUGUCAAGAGAUCCCGGGUUGGACUGAAGGAUCCUGACAGGCCAAUUGCUGCAAUGCUUUUUUGUGGUCCUACUGGGGUUGGAAAAACAGAACUAGCAAAAGCUUUAGCAGCAUGCUAUUUUGGGUCGGAGGAUGCGAUGCUUCGAUUGGACAUGAGUGAAUAUAUGGAGCGACAUACAGUGAGUAAAUUAAUAGGUUCACCCCCAGGUUAUGUAGGUUAUGAAGAGGGAGGGAUGCUUACAGAAGCUAUUAGAAGACGGCCUUUCACAUUGUUAUUGCUUGAUGAAAUAGAGAAAGCCCACCCAGAUGUAUUUAACAUCCUUCUCCAAUUGUUUGAAGAUGGCCACCUCACAGAUUCUCAGGGUCGAAGAGUAUCUUUCAAGAAUGCAUUAAUAGUUAUGACUUCAAAUGUGGGUUCUACUGCCAUUGCUAAGGGUAACCGUGGCUUUAUUGGUUUUUUUGUCGAAGAAGAGAAGUCAACUUCGUAUGCAGGAAUGAAGGCUUUGGUAAUGGAAGAACUGAAGGCAUAUUUUCGUCCAGAGUUGCUGAACAGGAUUGAUGAAGUGGUUGUGUUCAAGCCCCUUGAGAAGGAACAGAUUCUCGAGAUUCUGGACAUAAUGCUGCAAGAGGUGAAGAGAAGGUUAAUAUCUCUAGGAAUUGGUCUGGAAGUAACCGAGGCAAUCAAGGAUCUUAUAUGCCAGCAAGGCUAUGACCGGACUUAUGGCGCUCGGCCUCUCAGAAGGGCAGUCACCUCUUUACUUGAAGACCCCUUGAGUGAAGCACUCCUUGCUGGAGAUUACAUGCCUGGUGAGACUCUCAUUGUUGAUGUAGAUUCUUCAGGAAAGCCAUUUGUUACACGCCGAUCAGAUCAGAACGUAAACGUGUCUGAUAAAACAUCAAUCGUCUAGUUACUGGGUAUAUAAAUAAUCUCAUGAUACAAUCCUAUACGUGUAAAUGAUAUAGAAACGGUUUUUGUAGAGCAGAUUAUUGAUUCAUUCAAAGUGUAUACGAGUAAAGCGUCUAAUUAUUUGGCAAAUUGUUGUUCCCUACUCCAAUUCCCUU
This is a messenger RNA of Rubroshorea leprosula, 3139 nucleotides long. NCBI's taxonomy places the organism in Eukaryota, Viridiplantae, Streptophyta, Magnoliopsida, Malvales, Dipterocarpaceae. The record is from the annotation of a GenBank genome assembly.